AUGGAAACUUCGCCGCCUGCGGAGGACACCAUUGGCUGUAAGGCACAGCUUCGUGGCCUUGGGGAACCACUGUUACGCAUGGACCGGGAAGUACGAAGACGAAGUCUCCGAUUUUCGCUACCUUAUCACGGCUGGAAAGGGUUGUUCCGAGGCUUUCUACCGAGAGUAGACCCUGACUUGCACUACGCCCUCAGAUCGUACCGUGAUGGCUCUGCUAUUGAAGCCCACGGGGAGCAGAUACUUGACCUUUUCAUUCGGUUGGCCUCGGAUGCAGAGUGGAAAAAAUGGCUGAUGCUCGCGGUGCAAGUGGCCGCAGUUGCUGGUAAUCUCAGCAUGUUCGAUCGACUCUUGGCAGCCUGUCCUCGAGACUCGACGUUUUGGACGCUGGAAACCGCCCAGCCUCUUUUUUCUGGAGCAGCGGAAGGAGGAAACUUUGACAUAUUUUCCGGCCUGCGCGAUGUCUGUACGAGUAAUCCCGAGUCCUGGACACAUGGCCCCACCGUGCGGCUCCUAGGUAGCGCUGUGAGGGGAGGCAACGUGGACAUAUUUUCCAGUGUCUAUGCUCUAUGCCGCAACGAUUCGGAGUUCGAGACAGAGCAAGCGCAGAUUCAGAGGUAUUUAAGAGUGGCCGCGUGCGGGGGUAAUUUGGAAAUAUUUUCUACUCUCCUUGCUCUUUGCCCGAGUGCGGAGGUCUGGACGCCUGAACAAGCAUUUCAGGUCCUUGCUGGCGCCGUGUCUGGCGGAAUUUUCGAAAUGUUUUCGAAUGUCCUUGCUAUCGACGGCUUCCCGUCGCUAUCGGACGCAAAAUAUGGCCGGGGAAGCAUCCGGCUGCUCCUGACGGAAACCGCGAAAGGGGGAAGUGUGGACAUUCUGCUGGCCCUUCUCGAAGUGGAUGGUUUUGAUGCUGAAUUGCGCGAGCAUGACGCCUCUGACCACCGUCCUUUUUCUGCUCUGUAUGCCGCUGCCAUGAGAGGGCACCCGAGCUUCGUGGCGGCCCUCAUCGAAGCCGGGGCCCCUCUUGAGUACAAGUGGCGUACGCAGGGUGUUAUCGGAGAUACUGCGCUAUCGGCCGCUGUUAGAGAAGGUCACGAGGAGGUGGUGCGCGAGCUUCUGGCUGCCGGGGCCUCAACUUCCAACACUCGAGAAGCCGUCAUGGUACCCGGGCAAAACCUCUUGAGCGUUGCCGCAUACGAGAGCAACGAGGGUAUCAUCGACGACUUGGUCGCUGCUGGAGCGGACCUUGGCAAGGAUCGGGGCGACUGUCUACCCCUGCAUGUAACAGCUAAGGAGGGUUUCUGCAGGCCGUUGGAACGACUUCUCCUCGCCGGGGCAAAAGUGGAUUGCGUUGACCGAGUAGGGCGAUCGGCCCUACAUGUUGCCUGCGUCUACAAUCACGAGGGUGCCGUGGAGACGCUGCUGCAGCAUCAUGCCAGCACAUCCUUGCUCUGUGACGAAGGCCUAUCGCCGUGGGAUGUGGUCGCGGCAGAUGCACUUGAGAGGCGGCAGCGAAAGUCGAUGAGUUUCACCUCCAAUCUUCGCCGUCCUUCCACAUUGAAUACCGUGGAAACUGAGGUCGCUGACCGCAUUUAUAGUAUCUUGCAGAGGUCUAGCUCUUGGGGACGUCGGGGUUGGUUGGUGAUGAUGCGGGCUCGGCGCCUUGGCCCCGAACAGGUUCUUGGUACCUCGAUGUCGCUGUUACCGUCUACGACAACAUCGCACGAAGGCCAGGGCGCAUCUCUUCAUGACGGGUGGGAGGCCGAAAACAUCGAUCGCGAUUGCUCGCCGCCUACCACUGGAUGGAAAGUGAACGCAGCAGCAGAUAAGCGCGAGACGCCGCCGGGGGGGCACGGUGAGGAACAUCGGAAAUCUGCUGGCCCGGGUAGGAUGACGGAAGCUAGAGAGUGCGCCUGGAAGGGCGCCGUGGUGUGGCUCCUGCAGUGUCCCGACGAAUGUGGAGUCUUCCAUGAGGUUCUUAGCUUCCUAUGA
Ectocarpus siliculosus is the source of this 1986-nucleotide messenger RNA. NCBI's taxonomy places the organism in Eukaryota, Phaeophyceae, Ectocarpales, Ectocarpaceae. The record is from the annotation of a GenBank genome assembly.